Molecule: messenger RNA, 862 nt
Organism: Lobosporangium transversale
Lineage: Eukaryota; Fungi; Mortierellomycota; Mortierellomycetes; Mortierellales; Mortierellaceae
Exons: 6
Coding region: 159-839 (226 amino acids)
Source: RefSeq, a predicted model, not a curated record
UUCUCAUUCCAUUCACGUUUCUUUUUUCAUUACAUACACAUACACACAUUAAAGAAAAACAAAAAACAGCACAAAAAAAAAAAAAAGAUAUUCAUUCUUUUUAGUCACACACUUUUUUUACACACCCAAUAAUCUCAAACAAUAUUAACCAAUUAGCAAUGUCUUCCGGUUCUACACCUCGCUCUAUGACAGCGGGUGCCCGCAACAUUCUGCGCUCUAAUGAUUCGGCCUCACUAUGGAACUAUACUGUUGCUCCAGGAUGGAGCAUGAAGGAAGCCGAGAUUCUACGCAAAGCACUCAUGAAAUUCGGGAUUGGCAAUUGGUCCAAGAUCAUUGAAUCCAAUUGUCUAGUGGGUAAAACGAAUGCUCAAAUGAAUCUACAGACUCAACGAAUGUUGGGUCAACAGAGUACGGCCGAGUUUGCAGGGUUACAUAUCGAUCCACGUGUGAUUGGACAGAAGAAUUCGUUGAUUCAAGGAGAUCAUAUCCGACGCAAGAAUGGUUGUAUUGUCAACACAGGCGCUAAACUUUCAAGAGAAGAGAUCCGUCGCAGAGUUGCAGAGAACAAAGAGCAAUAUGAAUUACCAGAGGAAGAAUGGAGUAGUAUUGAGCUCCCAUUGCCUGACGAUCCCCAUCUAUUGCUCGAAGCAAAGAAAUCAGAAAAAGUUCGAUUGGAAUUGGAAUUGAAAAAUGUACAACGACAGAUUGCAAUGCUUCGGAAAGUUGGACGGAAAUUCGAGACUGGAUCCGAAUCACCAAAGACAGAACUGGAUGAUGAUGAACGAGAUGAGUUUAUUGAAGAUCAGCCUUUAGGAAAGAGAGCAAGGAUCGAGGCAUGACCAACAGAAUGAAUAAAGAAAAG